GUACUCAAAAUGUAAUUUCCCCAAAUCGGACAGAUUCUACAAAGACAAACAAUGCCGAGGAUAACCACUGUACUUCGCCAGAGUCGCAAGGCCAUCCAAGAUUUGGAUCUUCUCAAAGUCCUGCAAUCAGAAAUCAGAUGCGAACAGUCCCUCAAUCCCGAACUGGAUAAUCAAAGUGGUCCUACUGGAGAUUUCGUGUUGGAUUGGGAUUCACCACAGUCCCAAGAUGUGGUUUUGCGGAAGAAAUAUGAGUCAGGUGAGGAGGUUGCAGUUUCAGCUUUGCUAGGUCCUGAAAUCACUUGUGCAGAUAGUAACUCUCGUAGAGACGUUUUAAUGAAGAUAUGCAUAAAAAAGCCUGGGUUGAGCUCUAUCUUGCAGUUUGAUUGUGGUUAUUCAUCUGAGUUUGAUGUUCACAAUGCUUAUUAUAUCCCCCCAUCAGCUUGUCUGCACUCUUCAGUCUACAAGGGCCCCUCGUUCAGUUCGUUGGACCCACAAUUGCAAGAUGAGCUCAGAAACUAUCUGGUGUCAAAGGGAAUUGACCAGAGUUUUGGCGAUUUCCUUCUCCACCGCCUGCACAACAAGGAGCAAAGUCAGUACCUGAACUGGCUUCGUAAAUUGGAGGCCAUGGUGGCAGGAAGUGAAUCAUCAUUCGACAAUUAACAGAGCUCUCCUACAUCUUCAAAAUCUCUGGUUCAUUGACGAUGAUAGUGUCAAUGUGGCAGGUGAAUGCAGAUUGCUUCGGAGUGAAACCCAAUGUCCAACUCUAAACCAGAAUCGACCAUUAUAGACAUCAAAAGCUAUAAUGUGGAGUUGUUUUUGUUCUGUAGUUUAAACUUGUCCAAAUCAAAUUGUUUCAUUUCUUGUUGAUGAUAUGGGUUAGAGUAGCCUUAUUAAAGAUAGGAUGCUAGAUAGAAAUAACUAGCGAGUUAGAAUUCAUGUAGCCGGCAGCCGUGAUGGUGCAUGACAUAUAUUUCCUUGUGAGUGAAGAAGAAUGGAAUAGAAUUUAUA
Molecule: messenger RNA, 1008 nt
Organism: Diospyros lotus (date-plum)
Lineage: Eukaryota; Viridiplantae; Streptophyta; Magnoliopsida; Ericales; Ebenaceae
Product: mitochondrial acidic protein MAM33
Exons: 3
Coding region: 52-660 (202 amino acids)
Cellular component (GO): mitochondrial matrix
Source: RefSeq, a predicted model, not a curated record